AUGCAGCUAAGACUAUCAAUUAUCUCACGAUUCUGCUCCCCUCUCACUCUUUUUCCAUAUCUUCUCAUUCUGUCCCUUAUCCCAUCAUAUGUAGCUAAGACUAUCCCUUAUCUCACGAUUCUCCUUCCCUCUCACUGUCUUUCAUUCUGUCCCUUUAUCCCAUCUCAUUCUGUCCCUUAUCCCAUCAUAUGCAGCUAUUCUCUAAGACUAUCCCUUAUCUCACGAUUCACCUCCCUCUCUGUCUCUUUUCUCCCUUAUCUUCUCAUUCUGUCCUUAUCCCAUCAUAUGCAGCUAAGACUAUCAAUUAUCUCACGAUUCAGCUCCCCUCUCACUCUUUUUCCAUAUCUUCUCAUUCUGUCCCUUAUCCCAUCAUAUGCAGCUAAGACUAUCAAUUAUCUCACGAUUCUGCUCCCCCUCUCACUCUUUUUCCAUAUCUUCUCAUUCUGUCCCUUAUCCCAUCAUAUACAGCUAAGACUAUCAAUUAUCUCACGAUUCAGCUCCCCUCUCACUCUUUUUCCAUAUCUUCUCAUUCUGUCCCUUAUCCCAUCAUAUGCAGCUAAGACUAUCCCUUAUCUCACCAUAUCUUCAUUCUCCUUCCCAUCUCACUCUUUUCCAUAUCUUCUCAUUCUGUCCCUUAUCCCAUCAUAUGCAGCUAAGACUAUCAAUUAUCUCUCGAUUCAGCUCCCCUCUCACUAUUUUCCAUAUCUUCUCAUUCUGUCCCUUAUCCCAUCAUAUGCAGCUAAGACUAUCAAUUAUCUCACGAUUCUGCUCCCCCUCUCACUCUUUUUCCAUAUCUUCUCAUUCUACUAUCAAUUAUCUCACGAUUCUGCUCCCCCUCUCACUCUUUUUCCAUAUCUUCUCAUUCUGUCCCUUAUCCCAUCAUAUACAGCUAAGACUAUCCAUUAUCUCACGAUUCAGCUCCCCACUCUUUUUCCAUAUCUUCUCAUUCUGUCCCUUAUCCCAUCAUAUGCAGCUAAGACUAUCAAUUAUCUCACGAUUCAGCUCCCCUCUCACUCUUUUUCCAUAUCUUCUCAUUCUGUCCCUUAUCCCAUCAUAUCUCCCCUCUCACUCUUUUUCCAUAUCUUCUCAUUCUGUCCUUUAUCCCAUCAUAUGCAGCUAAGACUAUCAAUUAUCUCACGAUUCAGCUCCCCUCUCACUCUUUUUCCAUAUCUUCUCAUUCUGUCCCUUAUCCCAUCAUAUACAACUAAGACUAUCAAUUAUCUCACAAUUCUGCUCCCCUCUCUUUUCCUGUAUCUUCUCAUUCUGUCCCUUAUCCCUUCAUAUAUUACUAAGACUAUCCAUUAUCUCAUACUUCUUCUCUUCUCUCAUCUUUUGUCUGUAUCUUAUUUUUUUUCCCUUAUUCCACUUGCUGGGUCAAUUUAA
Molecule: messenger RNA, 1383 nt
Organism: Acanthosepion pharaonis
Lineage: Eukaryota; Metazoa; Mollusca; Cephalopoda; Sepiida; Sepiidae
Source: the annotation of a GenBank genome assembly